AUGUCUGGGUGCUUGAGCUUGCCUGCGAGUCCAAUUCCAGGCUCCCAGAUCGAGAACUCGAUGGAAUUCGGCCGGCUUUGUUUGUCCACCGCCGCGACGGUGAAGCCGGUGGUAAAUAGCAGAUUGACCGCUUGCAGCACCAGCAGGGCGCCCAGCGGAAGCGAGCCGCUCUGCGACUCGUCCACGGCGGGCUUCGUCGAGAGAUUGUCGAUCAUUUUGUCGUGGCUGACCAGCACGUCGACCAAUCCGUUGGUGGUCUCUGCGCUGGACAGAUCUGUCGAGCACAGCGAGUCGAACCCGAUGGUGGCGGCCGUGGACCCGUUGGAGCUGCCAGAGGCCUGUGUGUGCGGGUCAACGGUGUUGUUGAGGGACCAGAAAAGCGUUUUUUCUGCAGAUGCGAGCUCUGCCUUCUCGUACAGAUACGGCAGCAGCCUGGUGAGCAGCCGUGCGCAGUUAAGCGCCUCUGACUUGUUGAAGGUGCCGGAUUCGGCCUGUCUCGCAAGACUGACGAGCCGUGUGGCGGUGAGCCGGAUCAGCAAGAAGAAAUUGCGGGGGUUGGUGUCUCUCAGAAGCACAAUGUUGGCGGGCGAGAAGGCAGCAAAGACGUCGUUGACGCUGCGCGGCAGCGUCCAGAAGGAGGCCCAGAUCGCAUCAGAAGCGGCUAUGUGGCUGAGAGGGUCUGCGAGACGGAACAGACGCUCUGCCAGGGCCGGUUUUGCAUCUUUAGGGUCCAUGGCCGCAAUUGGCGUGCAAAUAAUUCUGGUAGGAAAAUUGCAGAAAAUACAGAAAAAUGCAUUAAAUCGUUAG
Molecule: messenger RNA, 807 nt
Organism: Ogataea haglerorum
Lineage: Eukaryota; Fungi; Ascomycota; Pichiomycetes; Pichiales; Pichiaceae
Exons: 1
Coding region: 1-807 (268 amino acids)
Source: RefSeq, a predicted model, not a curated record